This is a messenger RNA of Selaginella moellendorffii, 1744 nucleotides long. Its product is annotated as protein decapping 5. Gene Ontology annotation, biological process: P-body assembly; cytoplasmic stress granule assembly. The record is from RefSeq and is a predicted model, not a curated record. Gene Ontology annotation, molecular function: mRNA binding. Gene Ontology annotation, cellular component: P-body. NCBI's taxonomy places the organism in Eukaryota, Viridiplantae, Streptophyta, Lycopodiopsida, Selaginellales, Selaginellaceae. The transcript is spliced from 8 exons. The coding region runs from base 38 to 1552 and encodes 504 amino acids.
UUAAGCAACACUAGGGUUCUUCGUCUUUGUGAGCGGGAUGGGGGACGCUAGCGCCGUGGCGCCCGGGGGCGACAGCAGCAAAGGUAGUGCCAACUUCGAUUCCUACAUUGGAAGCCUCAUCAGCCUCACAUCCAAGAGCGACAUCCGCUACGAGGGCGUGCUCUACACCAUCGACGCCGAGAACUGCAACAUCGCGCUCCAAAACGUUCGUUCGUAUGGAACCGAAGGGAGGAAGAAGGAAGGGCCGCAGAUUCCUCCCAGGGAUAGCGUCUAUGACUACAUUAUUUUUCGUGGGUCGGACAUCAAGGAUUUACAGGUGAAAUCUUCUCCGCAAGCUCAUGCGGUCCAUUCGCAGCCUUACAACGAUCCGGCGAUCAUUGCUCAGUCUCAGCAGCCCCAGAAAGCGCAACGAAUGUCUCAACCCAUUAUGGCUCCACCGAUAGGAAUGCCACAGCCUCCAAGCGGAGGUGUUCCACCACCUCAAGUUCCAGCGGGGUUCUCGCACGCUCCAGCAAUUCCCCAUCCUGCAGUGGGAAUGCCACCACCGCGUGACUCACAGGCGCUGCUACCACCGGGUUUUCUCAGCUCGUCAUAUCCGCCAGCAGUCGGCUUGGGUGCAUGGGGUCCUCGUCCACCUCCGCCCGUCGGAAACGCACUCUACUGGCCGGGAUACUAUCCACCACCUAGCGGAAACGCAAUGCAGCCACCGUAUUUGCCAUCGCAGCCGCUCUUACCUCCUGACCAGCGGCCACCGCCUCAAGUUAGUCAGCCGAGCUCGACACAUCCAACAGGUCCGCCGGAGACGGAGAAGCCCCGCGAGACUACUUCCUCGGUUGGAAUGACGGCGAUAUUGACACCGAUCGCCAAGCUCCCACGGCUGCCGUCUGUUUCUCAGGCACCAUUGGAUUCCUCUCAAGAGCUGAAGAAGAACACUCCCACUCCACUCGAGCAACCGCCAGUGGAAGGGGUGGAGCCAUCGAAGUUACAACCUGCCGAAAACUCUCUGCAAGAGUCAUCAUCUCAUUCCAAGGAGCAGCAGGCUAACAACGGGCCUAGGCCAGAGAACUUGAGGCACGAGGGUCCGAGGCACGAUGGUCAAAGGCACGAGUACAACGGAAGGUAUAACUGGCGAGGAAAUGGAAGGCGCGGCGGAAGGGGUCGUGGGCCUUCUCAACGUACGAACUUUACGGAGGACUUUGAUUUCAUGGCGAUGAAUGAAAAGUUCAACAAGGACGAGGUUUGGGGUGAGCUUGGAGGAAAGGUUGAACCAAGGAACGGAGAGGACGAGCCUGUGAGCGAGAACUGGCAGAAACCGGAGGACGGGAAAAAGCCGGUAUAUGUCAAGGAUGACUUUUUCGAUUCUCUCUCCUGUGACACUCUGGAUCGUGAGGGUGGUACCGAGCGCCCCAGGUUUUCAGAGCAACGUAAGAUCAACACUGAGACUUUCGGGGACGCUUUUUUGAGGUCUCGUGGUCGGGGAGGCUACAGAGGUGGCUACCGAGGUGGACAGUUUCGACGAGGUGGUCGACCACAUCAACCGGCUGCUGUAUGAAGGCUAAUAAAAGCUUGAUAACGGGUUUGGAUCUGCUGGUAAUGUACACUAUGCUGUUGUGUAACUACCUAGACUCCCGUGCUUUCUUAACGCUAAGCUAUAGGAGGUCGUGUUUUCGUGCAAUUUUGUGGUUUUAGCUCGGUGCUAACUACAAGUUUCUUAACUGCAAACUAAAACUUCUGGUUUCUCUUC